AUGCAUCUCUCAGCGUACGUCGGAUUCGUGUCCGUCGUCUUUCUUUUCAUUACACCACGGCCAAUCUUUGCCGCCGAUCAAACGUUGGACCCCAGCUUAGUUGCGGAUCUGAGGAUGGCAGCGACCAUGAAUGACCGACUCCACCUACUUUCGGACCACCAGCUUCUCUACAAUUUCUCCACCAACCCAAUGUAUUCCUGGAAGCCAGGGAGUGUCUGCAACGCAAAUGCCGCAACCUGGCCCGUCCUCUCAACCGUCGGGGCGACGGUGGCGCAACUGAAUCUGGGGCCAUGUGCAAUGCUUGCUCCGCACUUACAUCGAGCCGACAACCUCGUUGUUGCGGUGAGCGGAACGACUCACACGUAUAUGGUUCAAGAGAACGGGGCUCGACUUGUGGAGCAAAUCUUGACGCCGGGGAUGAUGACCAUCUUUCCCCGUGCAAGUGUGCAUACCAUGUAUAAUAUGGGCUGCGGGAAUACUCAACUCUACUCAUUCCUCAAUGAUGCCGACCCGGGAACACUGAACAUUGCGCAGGCAUUCUUCAUGAUGCCUAAAGAGAUUGGUACGCAAGUGAUGCCGUUCAUCAACCUGACCAAGAGGAACUGGACGGCCACAGGCCAGCAGAUCCCUGCCAUUGGGACAGGGAGUCAGGAAGGGUUUGAAGCGUGUAGGAAACAAUGCGGGCUUACCACGUAG
Cladophialophora psammophila CBS 110553 is the source of this 696-nucleotide messenger RNA. RefSeq lists its product as uncharacterized. The record is from RefSeq and is a predicted model, not a curated record. The coding region runs from base 1 to 696 and encodes 231 amino acids. The transcript is spliced from 2 exons. Lineage: Eukaryota; Fungi; Ascomycota; Eurotiomycetes; Chaetothyriales; Herpotrichiellaceae. Gene Ontology annotation, molecular function: manganese ion binding. Gene Ontology annotation, cellular component: cell wall.